Molecule: messenger RNA, 1251 nt
Organism: Python bivittatus (Burmese python)
Lineage: Eukaryota; Metazoa; Chordata; Lepidosauria; Squamata; Pythonidae
Gene: LYSMD3
Product: LysM domain containing 3
Biological process (GO): Golgi organization
Cellular component (GO): Golgi apparatus
Source: RefSeq, a predicted model, not a curated record
GGAAAACGAGCCGAGAGGCUGCCAUCUUGUCGACGCGCGGCCGCUUUCGCUCUGGGAAACAGCUGUAGUUCGCUUAGCUCCUUUGCUGAGCUGAGUGGCAUCCGCGGAGGACGCCGAUCCGGCGUGGAAAGCGCGCCGUCCGCAAAUGGCCGCUCCCGGGUAGAUUGAUUUCUCCUAGUAGAAUGACAGGAAAAAGCCAGACUUUAAGUUUCCAACUCCCAGCUGUUGUGCAGCCUACAGUGGAUAGCCACGUAUAUCCAUUUGGGAAUGGUAUUAGUUCUGACAGUGAUGUUCUGGAGGAUGAAGUCGAGGUAUAUGAACUGCGACCUCGGGGAAGGGAAAAAACCAGAAGAAGUACUUCACGAGAAAGAAUGGAUGAUAUUGUAUUUAUAACUAAAGAUAUACAAGAAGGAGAUACACUAAAUGCAUUAGCUCUUCAGUAUUGUUGUUCAGUAGCAGAUAUCAAACGGGUGAACAAUCUUAUCACAGAUCAGGACUUCUUUGCAUUAAGAACUAUUAAAAUUCCAGUAAAAAAGUUCAGCCUUCUGACGGAGACACACUGUUUUCCAAAAAAUAGACAGAAUUCAAGAUCUGCCUCUUCUUCAUAUUCUGCAGAAUUCUCAGAUGCAUCACUAGCACCUGAGUUGUUCCCCUCCACUGAAACAGCUGGUAACUUUUUGAAAGAAGUGGACCGUGAUAUAGAACAAAUAGUGAAGUGUAAUGCUACCAAAAGAGAGAAUCUUAAUGAAGUUGUUUCUGCCUUAUCAACCCAGCAGUUAAACUUUGAACCAGAUGGUAAAUCUAUCAGACAAAAAGAUCCUUAUUAUGGUGCAGACUGGGGAAUUGGAUGGUGGACAGCAGUGGUAAUAAUGGUGGUAGUAGGCAUUAUAACACCUGUUUUUUAUCUUUUAUACUAUGAAGUUUUGGUCAAAGUGGAUGUUAGUCAUCAUUCUACAGUGGAAUAUUCACUAGUUGCACCAUCUCAGUCAAAGCCAUUAAAAAUGGGAUAAAACAGCAUAUUUCAUGAGGAUUAGGUUUUCGUUUUACAUGCUAAAUGUCUGAGCAUCCUUUCCAUGUAUUCUGCAAACAAGCAUGAACGUGUUCUGGGUGGAACUGUAAAGUGGCUAUCUCCGAUGGUAAUAUACUGUGUCUGUGGAAAAGUUGUCAAAAUCAAUAUAUUGAAAAAUUAAACAGAGUUUAUCUGGAUCUGCAAAAAUGACGCUGAAAGUUGCCGGCCAGAAAUGGUCGACG